AUGCUAAAAUCUCUCUCUUUUUCUCUUUUCUUUCUGUCCAUAGCCCCGUCUCCCGUCAACUCCAUCCAGGCCAAGGACAUUACCAGACACACCAUCUCCCUGGCCUGGCAGCAGCCUGAGAAAGCCAACGGGGUCAUCCUGGAGUACGAGGUCAAAUACUACGAGAAGGUGAGGUGGGAAAUGCAGUUCUCUGGGAAAUGCAGUUUUUUCCCUUAGGCUUCAAAAUAACAUUGAACUUGACAGGUUGAGAAUUCUCCAUUUUUAUGAACAGUGAAAAGGUGACAACCCGACACUGUAGCCUUUCACGGAGCUGAAGUAAGAGCCUUUGACAUGCCAGGAAAACCACCUCAACUAUUUUCAUCCCUCUCUCUCCUUCAGGACCAGAAUGAGAGGAGUUAUCGCAUCAUCAAGACGUCGUCUAGGAACACUGACAUCAAAGGCCUGACCCCUCUGACCUCCUACGUGUUCCACGUGCGCGCUCGCACCGCCGCCGGCUACGGAGAGUUCAGCGCUCCCUUCGAGUUCAUGACAAACUCUGGUGAGUGGGGAGCUACCUUGACAGCAUCGCACAAAUCACUGUGAUGAUGUCAUAGUGACACAGAGCAAGUGACAACAUGUGUUCUGUUUUAGCACGCGCUACCCUCUUACAUCUUUCUCACAGCUUCUGACAUGUUGGAACAUGAAUGUUAUAGUCAUAGUGUCAGAUACUGAUAUCACUUGUUUUAAUAUAUCUGAAUAACACCUAAAUAACCUCAUAAAAUUAUAUAAAACAUUCAACAAACAUUCAAACUCAUAAGCAUAAAAAUGACUGUUAUGAACAGUCCUAUGUCAUCUGAUCUCCCCUGUCAUGUGGGCAGGAUGACGUCUGUUCUGUCCUAUAGUGAAACCUUCUAGGCACAGGUGUCUCUUUGUGAUGAGAUAGAGAUAGAGAUAGAGAUAGAUAUAUAGAUAGAGAUAGAGAUAGAGAUAGUGACCCAUGAUAAUUACACGCUGAAGCACACAGCUCUUUGCUGGGUGGACUGGUACUGCAUUGUGUCUCAAUGGGGACUCAUAAAAUUGAGGAUAGGGAACAGGGACAAAUACUCUGGGCCACACACAGAGGGAGAGAGUAAGGAGAGGAGGUUAAUGAUGAUGGCCAAUAGAACAUGUACUGUAGGUUUUAAGUCUCUGGACCUGAUCAGACUGAAUGAAAUUGACGUUACUCUGUCUCCGUCCACCCACUCUUUCUCUACCUCUCCUUUUUCUCUCUCUCUUUCUCACUGCAUUUGUAUUCCUCUCACUUUUCACUCCCUUUUUUGUGCUGUUUUCUCCUCCUCUUUCUUCUCCCUCCCUCCUUUUCUCUCUCUCUCUCCCUUCUUCCCUUCCUCGUCAUAUCAGCAGGAUGGGAGAUCUAACUCACAGGUAUGGGAUGGGGCAAGAUCUCUCUCUCUAAGCUUCCAAGGGGGAGCAACGAGGAGUGUUCUCUCCUUGGCCUGACUCAUAUGUUAUCUCCUGCCUAGAAGAGUUCUUGGGAGCCUCUCUGCGCGCCAUUAUCUAGCUAGAGCUAGAUCUCUCGCUCCGCUCUCUCUAUUCUCUCUAUCUUCUAUCUCUAUCUAUACCCUCUCUCUCUCCUCUCUCUCUCUCUCUCUCUCUCUCUCUCUCUCUCUCCUCUCUCUCUCUCUCUCUCUCCAUGAUGAGAAUGUCUUGCUUGGCAGCUGCAGAGUCAGGCUCUAAAAAGUGGCUGUCACAAUAAGUGCACGCACACACACACGCACACACAGCCCCAGUCAGUGAUGUGUAGCCACAUGAUUGAUGGUGUGACAGCUGAAGAGAUGUAAUCAGCGACCCUCGCUCCUCUUCUCCCACUCCAUCGCCUCUUUCCUCUCUCCCCCUCUCCUCCCUCCAUCUCGAUCCCUCUAUCUCUCGCUGUGGCUGUAAUAUGGGGCGGUAGUUCGUUUCUGUGAGAGCGAGAGAGAGAGAGAGAGAGAGAGAGAGGCAGCAGGUGGAUUUGCAGUGAACCAAUCAGAGGUUGUUAACCAGUGAGCAGUAGAGCAGGACAAAGCAGUGACACACAGAUGGGAUUUCAUGCAGAUGGGGUCUCUCUCUUCACGCUUUAACCACGCUCUGUCUUUUACUGGCCUGUGUGUGUGUGUGUGUGUGUGCACUCCUGUGUGAUUGCACACUUCUAUAUGUAUGAGAGAGAGAGUGAGGGUGCUGGAGAGGGGAAUGUUUGUGUGUGUGUGUUUAUUUAUUUAUUUUUUAUUUUACAUUUAACUAGGCAAGUCAGUUAAGAACAAAUUCUUAUUUACAAUGACGGCCUACACCGGCCAAACCUGGACGACGCUGGGCCAAUUGUGCACCGCCCUAUGGGACUCCCAAUCACGGCUGGUUGUGAUACAUCCUGGAAUCGAACCAGGGGGUCUGUAGUGACGCCUCAAGCACUGAGAUGCAGUGCCUUAGACCGCUGCGCCACUCGGGAGCCCGAGUGUGUGUGUGUGAUUGCGGCUCUUCCAGCCAAGCAGGUGUCCGUCUUUGAUUCAUAUUCAUUUACGGUAACUGUCUGUCAUUGUGUCUUGACCAUCCUGAGGGGAGGGGUGAGUGGGUAGCGCUCUGCGUGGCUCAUAGAGCUGUUUAACAGUCAUUAAAAGGACAGAGAGCCACAUUGUCAUGUUUAAAAGUGAUUAGUGCAACAUUGUCCUGCACAUCUGGUGGUCUGAGACAGCGAGUGAACACAUCAAUAAUAACACCAUGGACUUGCUCUGUGGUGCUGAACCUAGCUAACCACGUCGGCCAUGUUGUUUCUGUCCCCAGAAGGAGUAAGUACAGCAAGGCCAAGCAGGAUGCUGAUGAAGAGAAACACCUACACCAAGGUAGACCACUCACUGUACUCAUCCUAUGCUAGUAGCAACGUUCACUGAUGAGCGACACCAUUCAUUAUUUCAUUGUUGCCAGAAGGGCCUCUGAAAAUAUUAUGAAAUUGGUUAAUAGAGAAAUAAAAAAAGUAUGUGGUAAAAAAAUGUGGAUUAAAUGUGUAUUCCAAAAGUAAUGCCAUAUACAGUGGGGGAAAAAAGUAUUUAGUCAGCCACCAAUUGUGCAAGUUCUCCCACUUAAAAAGAUGAGAGAGGCCUGUAAUUUUCAUCAUAGGUACACGUCAACUAUGACAGACAAAUUGAGAAAAAAAAAUCUAGAAAAUCACAUUGUAGGACUUUUAAUGAAUUUAUUUGCAAAUUAUGGUGGAAAAUAAGUAUUUGGUCACCUACAAACAAGCAAGAUUUCUGGCUCUCACAGACCUGUAACUUCUUCUUUAAGAGGCUCCUCUGUCCUCCACUCGUUACCUGUAUUAAUGGCACCUGUUUGAAUUUGUUAUCAGUAUAAAAGACACCUGUCCACAACCUCAAACAGUCACACUCCAAACUCCACUAUGGCCAAGACCAAAGAGCUGUCAAAGGACACCAGAAACAAAAUUGUAGACCUGCACCAGGCUGGGAAGACUGAAUCUGCAAUAGGUAAGCAGCUUGGUUUGAAGAAAUAAACUGUGGGAGCAAUUAUUAGGAAAUGGAAGACAUACAAGACCACUGAUAAUCUCCCUCGAUCUGGGGCUCCACGCAAGAUCUCACCCCGUGGGGUCAAAAUGAUCACAAGAACGGUGAGCAAAAAUCCCAGAACCACACGGGGGGACCUAGUGAAUGACCUGCAGAGAGCUGGGACCAAAGUAACAAAGCCUACCAUCAGUAACACACUACGCCGCCAGGGACUCAAAUCCUGCAGUGCCAGUCGUGUCCCCCUGCUUAAGCCAGUACAUGUCCAGGCCCGUCUGAAGUUUGCUAGAGUGCAUUUGGAUGAUCCAGAAGAGGAUUGGGAGAAUGUCAUAUGGUCAGAUGAAUCCAAAAUAGAACUUUUUGGUAAAAACUCAACUCGUCGUGUUUGGAGGACAAAGAAUGCUGAGUUGCAUCCAAAGAACACCAUACCUACUGUGAAGCAUGGGGGUGGAAACAUCAUGCUUUGGGGCUGUUUUUCUGCAAAGGGACCAGGACGACUGAUCCGUGUAAAGGAAAGAAUGAAUGGGGCCAUGUAUCGUGAGAUUCUGAGUGAAAACCUCCUUCCAUCAGCAAGGGCAUUGAAGAUGAAACGUGGCUGGGUCUUUCAGCAUGACAAUGAUCCCAAACACACCGCCCGGGCAACGAAGGAGUGGCUUCGUAAGAAGCAUUUCAAGGCCUAACCAGUCUCCAGAUCUCAACCCCAUAGAAAAUCUUUGGAGGGAGUUGAAAGUCUGUGUUGCCCAGCGACAGCCCCAAAACAUCACUGCUCUAGAGGAGAUCUGCAUGGAGGAAUGGGCCAAAAUACCAGCAACAGUGUGUGAAAACCUUGUGAAGACUUACAGAAAACAUUUGACCUGUGUCAUUGCCAACAAAGGGUAUAUAACAAAGUAUUGAGAAACUUUUGUUAUUGACCAAAUACUUAUUUUCCACCAUAAUUUGCAAAUAAAUUCAUUAAAAAUCCUACAAUGUGAUUUUCUGGACUUUUCUUUCUCAUUUUGUCUGUCAUAGUUGACGUGUACCUAUGAUGAAAAUUACAGGCCUCUCUCAUCUUUUUAAGUGGGAGAACUUGCACAAUUGGUGGCUGACUAAAUACUUUUUUCCCCACUGUAACAUUUAUGACAGUAUUCUCCAGUGAAAACCUAUUGACAAGAUAAAUACAUUAAUAUUAUUUUAAUGAAAUAUAACUCUGAAAUAAGAGUUAUUACACCAAUCUAACAUAGACAUUGGAUGGAGAGAUGAGGAAUGAAAGGAUAAAGGAGAAGAGAGAGGUGAAAGAGAGGAAGGCAGUAUAAAAUGAAGAACAGAGGGGGCUCUACUGGUCAGAAUGCAUUAACCUUCCCUUUUCUCUCCUCCUUUCUCUCAGGAGUGAGGAUAUACGUAGACCCCUUUACCUACGAAGACCCCAACCAGGCUGUCCGAGAGUUUGCCAAGGAGAUCGACGCUUCCUGUAUUAAGAUUGAGAAAGUAAUUGGUAUCGGUACGGACUGGACUUACUAAUGCACAUACUUUUACUAUGUCCACAUGACCGUUCUUUCAGACUGGUAAUAUUUGGCCAGACUCAUUGGGUCAAUAGAGCAAUAAAAUGACUUGGAAGGGAAAAUAUAAUGUUCCUGUUUUCCCCUGCCUGCCAGUGGAAAAAGUCAGCCGGUGACCAAAUAAUAGAAAAGAAUCAAUAGCCAUUUCCCUCUCUCUUGCUCUCUUUCUGCUCGACUGAGAAGGAGGGAAUGGGGAUCAGAGGGGGUCGAUCAAUGAUUAAAGUACAGCCCCCCUUCCCACCCCCACCUGUUCCCUUCUUUCCCUCUACUAGAAAUAAGUGUGUGGUACCUGUUAUUAGGUAUUUUCUUGACCAUGUUAAAAAAGUGAAAAUGUAUGAGUAUGUAUUUUCUUGUGAGUUUGAUAAGGUGUGUGUGUGUUUUAUAAUAAGGUGUGUAUGUGUGUUCCAGGUGAGUUUGGGGAGGUGUGCAGCGGUCGUCUGAAGAUGCCAGGGAAGAGGGAGAUCUGUGUGGCCAUUAAGACCCUGAAGGCGGGAUACACCGACAAGCAGAGGCGGGACUUCCUGUCUGAGGCCAGCAUCAUGGGCCAAUUCGACCAUCCAAACAUCAUUCACCUGGAGGGAGUGGUCACCAAGUGUAAGUAGGCUCCUGAUUGGAGGAUUUGUAGCUAAAUUACAAUCAUUUCAAAUGAUUUAAAAGGUAUAUUUUAAAUAAAUAUGAGUAAAUCAAAGUAUUGUGGAGCUGAUAAUAUAGAAACCCAAUCAUAUACUCUAUAUUUUUCCUAUGGACAACAUAAAAUGUGAGGAGACAAAAUAAACAAGCUCAGAUAAAGACUCUCUGUAAAUCAUUACAAACCACGUCUGUGGUUUUGGGUGAGUUUGGAGAUAGCAAGGGCGGGAGGGGGGUCGUUCACAUCCCAGCCCUGUUACCCAGAGGUCAGUGGGUAGGGCUGGGGGUGGUGUGGGUCUGGACAUGGAGCCCAUCCUGGGAAUCCCCAGGUGGUUGGAGUCCAGAUGGAACAGGUCUGAUGCAGGUCGGCUACAGGGGCUAAUGUGUCCUGCGCUGUAGCUAGCUCAUUAAUCAUGGUGUCAGCUAUAAAUGUGUUUGGGGUUAGAGAGUGAUACCCUAUCUGCAGGACAGACCCUGUACUGCCGCCACACCAGACGCUGGCUUCUUACCCCUUCACCCCUUCUUGUUUAGAGUGUGUGUUGGGGGAGGGGGGUGUACGUUUGGGAAACUAGUAAUGCAUUGUGUGUGUUUGUGUUUGAGAGAGAGAGUUUGUAUUGAUGUCAUACUGGUUUAGCGUUUUAUUUAUACAUGUAUUUUACUAUGAAUGUGUGUCUGUUCACCUUUGAUUAGGUACGUGUGUGUUAGUGUUACCUCAGAGUCCCAGUUAUCUUGGCUGUUGGCUGGUUAGAUGGACAGACUGGUUUAAUGAAUUGUGACAGAACAGCCAGCCCCAUCUGUCCUCUUCUCUAGGAGAUAAGACCAAUCACAGCCAGCCAUUCAGUCUGCACAGCCACAGCCUAACACGACUGAACCAUACACACCACAGACCUGAUCACUUAUCACACAUCAGACCUCUCAACGGAGAGAGAGAACCCAGAGAGGAGAAGGAGGAAGUGGGAGAAAGAGAGAGGUAGGGGAAGGGAGCAGCGAAGGGAAUCAGAGAUAAAGGAAGGAAAUAAAUAGGAGAUGAGCAGGAGAGAGAGGAUGCGAUUGAGAGAUAGAGAGAAGGAGGAUAAAAAAUGUUAGAGGGAGUGAGAUUAGGAGAGAGGAGAGCGCAGGAGAGGGGUAUAGUGGGGGGUAGAACCAUAUCCGCAGGAAGUAGGGUUGCUGAGGGUGCUGCAGCACCCCCUGAAAAUCACAAGGAAAUAAUAAUUUUACAAACGUUUUGGGGAUAAUUUCCCCCCCCCACCAAAUUAGUGCACUAGGUCUUUAAUUACUCCAGUAUAAGCGGAGUGAAGCAAAAUACGCAUCAGCAGUAAAAAAAAAGAUCACACCCCCACCCCUAAACAUCUUGUCGUGACCAUGGGUAGAGCGAUUGAGACAGGCUGAAAGACAAACAGACACGGAGAAAGAGAUGAAGAUAAUGAGUAAAUGAGAUACCAAACUGGAAACACAAAUAGAUUUUAUACAAAUAGAAAGUCUAAGCGAGGAGAGGACUGCAUCCAAUAUCCUUCUCCUUCCCUCUCCCCUUCCUCCAGUCUUUGUAAUGACAAAAAGCUUGAUGCCCGUUUCUCUGCAAUUAGUCCUUCACACUUGAGUGUGUCGGUGGAAUCUAUUAAGAAUCCAUUAUUUGAAUUUGAAUCCCUCCCUAUUCCAAUCUAGUUAAAAGGGACUUCCAUCUCGCCUCAGUACGGCAGCACUGCAUGUCCAAGAGGCCAAUUAAGUCUUAUUAAUUAUUGAUGAAGACUAAAUAUGCACUAAAUACACAAAUAGGCUAAAAUCAGAGACUCAGAGCUGAGCCAGUAUAGCCUGUCAUCUUGGCCCUUUAUUUAUUUUUUCUUAGCGUCACUCUGACAUAAUUAAAAACCCUGGCCAUCCAUCGUUAGUCGUUAAAACACUUUGAGGCUUCCCAGCUUUCCUUUAGGAAAUGCCGCAUUUAAAUUCCCACAUUUACAUAAUGUAAGCGCUGCUAAAUUAGAAAGGAUCCUUUUAUAAAAAAAUAAGGAAAUAAAGAACGCUCCAGUGAGGGUUAGUAGCAUGCCUCUUUGUGUUCUCCCAGCAGCGUCUGCUCUCUAUAAUAACGUUCCCCUAACAUUACCUCAACGUUAUCCAAACAUUAUUUUAUACGUUGUCCUCUACCCUUCCCUAGCCAUUGUUUUGGCAGGUGAUAAUCGGCCUAUUGGCGGGGCCCCUGCCCAGAGUUCAUUGCCAAAGGCGGUGGGGCGUAUUCAGUAAACAAGAUAUUAGCAUGCAAAUAGGCUGGGAGGAAGAGGGCUGGGCUGAGAAGGGGCGAGCUGAGGGUCGUAGGUCAGACGCUCCUCAGACUUGGUUGGCGAGCUGUCAAUCAGCGGCGGCCCGGGGGCAGCAGGGGAGAACAAAACAGAACAAAGAUGGUUGACAAAGAGGCUCCCCUCUCAAGUUGAACUCCACUUCCUCCUUGGGGCGUUGCUAAAGCCCUGUAAGUCAUGGAUCGGCAAUCACGCGCCGCACAGAGCCGUGACUGACAGCCUCUUGGCAAUCAGAUCGGUCCAAUGCAGCGUUGGAGAACUUCACCUUUAGACCCUGAAACUACUAACUACUUUACUCACUGGAAUUAGACACUAAUAACUAUGAAACACUCUAAUAACUCUCAAAUAUGUGAGGAAAUGUAGCUCUAAUAACAGUUAAAAUGUGAGUAUGUAAUGUACAUGUUUUAAGUCAUUCAUAAUCAUAGCACAGUAGGUAACAAUUCCAAGAGGAGUUAAAAGUAAACUCUUCGGUAUGUGUUUGAUGUAUGGCUGGUUAGGCACCAUCUUGCUAGUGCUAUGGGACAAUCCACACUCCGCCUCCAUCUCUCCCCCCCGCCUCCCCUCUACCCCUGCCUCCCCUCUCCCCCCUCCUCCCCUCUACCUCCCAGAGCCACACAAAGACACAAACCUUCACAGAACCACCAGGGAAUCUCCCUCCUGCUGAAAGAAAGAGACAGACGCUCCCACGAGAGAGAGGGAGAGAGAAAGAGAGAGAGAGAUGGGAGGACAAAGGGCAGAAAGUAGUGACAGGGAUGGAGAGUGACAUGGAAAAAGAGAAAGUGUGAGAGGGAGAAAGAAAUGAGAGAGGAUGUGGAGAGUGACAGAAUGUACAUAACUUUGGCAUGAAAGGGGGAAAGGAGCAGAGAGAAAGGUGAAUGACAUAAAUAGACAGAUUGUCAUAGAUGAAUAGAAAUUGUGUGUGUAUCUACAGUGCCUUCAGAAAGUAUUCAUACCCCUUGACUUAUUCCACAUUUUGUUGUGCUAAAGCCUGAAUUCAAAAUGUAUUCAAUAUAUUUUUUCUCUCACCAAUCUACACACAAAACCCCCUAAUGACAAAGUGAAAACAUGUUUUUUAGAAAUGUUAGCAAAUUUAUUGCAAAUAAAAUACAGAAAUAUCUAAUUUACAUAAGUAUUCACACCACUGAGUCAAUUAUUUGUAGAAGCACCUUUGGCAGCGAUUACAGCUGUGAGCCUUUCUGGGUAAGUCUCUAAGAGCUUUCCACACCUGGAUUGUGCAACAUUUGCCCAUUUAUUAUUUUCAAAAUACUUCAAUCUGUCAAAUUGGUUGUUGAUCAUUGCUACACAACCAUUUUCAGGUCUUUCUAUAGAUUUUCAAGUAGAUUUAAAUCAAAACUGUAACUCGGCCAUUCAAGAACAUUCACUAUUUUCUUGGUAAGCAACUCCAGUGUAGAUUUGGCCUUGUGUUUUAGGUUUUUGUCCUGCUGAAAGUUGAAUUAAUCUCCCAGUGUCUGGUGGAAAGCAGACUGAACCAGGUUUUCCUCUAGGAUUUUGCCUGUGCUUAGCGCCAUUCCGUUUCUUUUUUAUCCUUAAAAACUCUCCAGACCUUAACAAUUACAAGCAUACCCAUAACAUGAUGCAGCCACCACUAUGCUUGAAAAUAUGGAGAGUGGUACUCAGUAAUGUGUUGAAUUGGAUUUGCCUCAAACAUAACACUUUGUAUUCAUGACAAAAAUGUAAUUGCUUUGCCACAUUUUUAGCAAACAGGAUGCAUGUUUUGGAAUAUUUUCCUUCUGUACAGGCUUCCUUCUUUUCACUCUGUCGAUUAGGUUAGUAUUGUGGAGUAACUGCAAUGUUGUUGAUCCAUCCUCAGUUUUCUCCUAUCACAGCCAUUAAAUCUGUAACUGUUUGGCCUCAUGGUGAAAUCCCUGAGCAGUUUCCUUCCUCUCCGGCAACUGAGUUAUGAAGGACGCAUGUAUCUUUGUAGUGACUGAGUGUGUUGAUACACCAUCCAAAGUGUAAUUAAUAAUUUCAACAUGCUCAAAGGGAUAUUCAAUGUCUGCUUUUUUCUUUUUUUAAAUCUACCAAUAGUUGCCUUUGCGAGGCAUUGGAAAACAUCCCUGGUCUUUGUGGUUGAAUCUGUGUUUGACAUUCACUGCUUGACUGAGGGACCUUACAGAUAAUUGUAGGUGUGGGGUACGGAGAUGAGGUAGUCAUUCAAAAAUCAUGUUACACACUAUUAUUGCACACAGAGUGAGUCCAUGCAACUUGUUAUGUGACUUGUUAAUCACAUUUUUUAUCCUGAAUUUAAUUAGGCUUGCCAUAAUAAAGGGGUUGAAUACUUAUUGACUCAAGACAUUUCAGCUUUCAUUUUAAACGAGUUUGUAAACAUUUUGAAAAAACAUAAUUCCACUUUGACAUUAUGGGGUAUUGUGUGUAGGCCAGUGACAAAAAAGUAUACAUUUAAUCAAUUUUAAAUUCAGGCUGUAAAAAGUCUAGGGGUGUGAAUACUUUCUGAAGUGACUGUAACGUUAUGUGCACAUUUCUUGGAUAUUUGCUCAUUAGUUUACUUGAUUGUGUGUGUGUGAGUGUGUGUGGGUUGGUGUUAUGUUACAGUAGAGAUCCCUCUCUGUGUGUAGAGUAAGUGGGAGACAUGAGGACACACUGUUACACUGAACUAAUUAAAUUACUACGGGACUGAGACUAAUGGUGUACCCCCCCCCCACACACACACACACACACACCCAACAUACACCACACACACACACACACACACACACACACACACACACACACACACACACACACACACACACACACACACCCCUGAGAAGCACUGCUCUCCUCUUGCGUUGGGCAGUGAUGUGCAUAAUUUACCUCCAUAAUCAUCUGCCUUUCAUUUUCUCUCCUCUCUCCCUUUCUCUCUCUCUCCCUCUCCCUCCCUCUCCCUCCCUACCUCCCUCCCUCUCUCCCUCUCUCUUUCUUCAGGUAAACCAGUGAUGAUUAUCACAGAGUACAUGGAGAAUGGUUCGCUGGAUGCAUUUCUGAGGGUAAGUGAUACAGUGUGUGUGUGGAUUCAACUCUGUGUGUGGUAUGUGUCUGCUUACGUAUGUUCAGAACUCUAGCUUGACUAUUACAGCCGUUAUCCGCUUAAUGAAUGUCAAACAAGCAACAUCAUCAAGAUUAUGAUUACUUACUCUACUCUACAAUCAUCAUCACAUCCUGCCACUGCAUACAAACAUUACCUAACAUGAUUUGUUUGUUUGCUUCUCUAGAAGAAUGACGGGCGUUUCACGGUGAUCCAGCUGGUGGGCAUCUUGCGUGGCAUCGCGUCGGGCAUGAAGUACCUGUCUGAUAUGAGCUAUGUCCACAGAGACCUGGCUGCACGCAACAUCCUGGUCAACAGCAACCUGGUGUGUAAGGUGUCUGACUUCGGCAUGUCACGAGUACUGGAGGACGACCCCGAGGCUGCAUACACCACCAGGGUAAGAGUGUGUGUGUGCACAAGUUUGUGUGUGUGGCUGUAGUGUUAAUCAAUUUCAGCAUUUUAUGCUUGUAUGUAUCUAUGUAUUUGGUACAGUGUGAGCGAUACUUACAGCCUGUUACCUGUCAAUCACAGGGAGGGAAGAUCCCCAUUCGCUGGACAGCCCCAGAGGCCAUCGCCUACAGGAAGUUCACCUCGGCCAGCGACGUGUGGAGCUACGGCAUCGUCAUGUGGGAAGUGAUGUCGUAUGGGGAGAGGCCAUAUUGGGACAUGAGUAACCAGGAUGUAAGUCUACAAUAAGAACAUAUUCAGGUUUAAAACGUAAAAUAAUAAUUAUGUUAUGUCAUUAUAAAAAGUAUUAUCUGUGCAAUUACAGCUGUACAAUUUUCAUGAUUCCAUCCUAUUAUUCAAUUAUAAAAAUUGUAAUCUAGCUCACAGUCUACCGUCAACCCUAACCUCUAACCUUUGCCCUCUCUCCCCCCAGGUGAUCAAGGCCAUAGAUGAGGGGUACAGGCUUCCCCCACCCAUGGACUGCCCCGUGGCACUGCACCAGCUGAUGCUGGACUGCUGGCAGAGGGAGAGGGGCGACAGGCCCAAGUUUGGCCAAAUCGUCAACAUGCUGGACAAACUGAUCCGGAACCCCAACAGCCUGAAGAGGACUGGAGGAGAGACCACACGGUGAGACAGGGAUUUCCUGGUUUAUUCACUAUUAUUGGAAUGUGUGUAAUCAGUACUGUUUUAUAUACUUCCAUACAACAUUAACUGAAUGGUACACCUUGUAAAAUACAGUAUGCGUUCUAAUAGAGUUGAGAAUUACAAUGGUAGCUAGCAGUAUGUAAUAAAAAGCCCCCUUUAAAUAGGAGCCAUUACUCCUAGGAAGACUUAUGUGUGUUUAUAGACCCAGAACUAGUCGGGGAGGGAAGUCUUUUCCACUUUAACACAGGGAGAGAGGGAGAGAGAGAGAGGGCGAGAGACGGGGAGAAGGGGAGAGAGAGUCCUAGAGGAGUAAUUAGUGGAACUGAAUCCCAUGAACAGCUUUUACAGUUAAAGAAGGGGGAGGGAUGUUCUACAGGGGUGGGGGUGGAGAGGGGGUGUAGCAACAUAUCAAAUCCACAUACUGGUUCCAUGGCUCAGGGUGGUAGAGAUGGAGAAAGACGCUCAAAGCACCACAGUAUUUCACAACAACUUUCGCAACAAAGUAAGGGGCCUGUGUACUACCCCAGAGCUCCCCCCACCCCACCCUGACCCCUCCAACAGUCCCCAGCCCCCCCAGCCAGACCAAAGUGGCGCUUGAACCCAGCAGCCCAAGCCUUUCAGCCAACACCUGUUAAAUUAUGGAGGAGGGGAGGAGGGGAGGAGGGGAGCAGUGGAGCGGGACCGUAGUGAGCGUGCUCAAUCCCUCACCUCGGCCACACCAGCCCUGGGUAAAUAUUUGAUGGCAGACAUCGUUGUGAAGGAGGGAUGGAGGGAUGGAAAAGGAGGGGGAAUGUAGUUCUCUGUUGGUGUGUGCCUUUAAAGAACGACAUGAGUCAUGAUGAAUAUCUGCAUGCUGGGGGAGAAGCAGUGUGAGGUUAAAGCCACAGUGUGUGUUGUUAAUGUUUUCUAUUUAAAUAAGGAUUAACUAACCGUGUCAGUGACACCAGGGAGAAACUGUGUUUCACUUGGCUUCUGUCUUGGAGGACAAAUAGAGAUGGGAGGCAUGCUAGCGCUUAGUUUGACUAACCUGCUGAUUCCAUCAGAAAAAAUAUGUGACAGAAAGAUAGAAGAGAGGCUGAAGAAUUACAGUUCCUUUUUCAAAGUCUCAGGGUAGACUGUAGUUCACAUGUGCCUGGCCCCUGGGAUAGGCUAAUGUCAGAUGAUGAAAAACAUCACUACCCAUAAGGCCAGAGGGCACCGUGUUUCUCCCUCCUCCUCAGGUCCUGAUUUAAUUGGUUGAGUAACAGGUGAGGGGAUGUAAGAAACAAGAGCAGUGCCAUUCUAAUCCAUCAGUUUCUUACUGCCAAGUCAUUUGACAACAGUUUCUCAAAAUGGUGGUUUAGGUAGCUUGAUACACAGUUAGUGGGUUGAGGCUUAUUCAUUUCGGUCAAUGGGUGAAGAUUGUAGUUAUAAAAAAAAUAAAGUAUUUAUUUAUUUGGUGGGUCAAAAGAAAACAUACUAAAGAUUUAGGUGGGUUAGACAACAGAAAGGUUUAGGUACCGUUGCUUUAAUAUAGUGGAAGUUGUCUGGAUGUAGACUGACCCUCUCCCACUCCAUCCCUCUCUGUCCCCAGACCCAGUACCACCCUCCUGGAGCCGGUCAGCCCGGAGGUGGCCUCGGCCCUGGGCUCUGUGGAGGACUGGCUGCAGGCCAUCGGCAUGGAGAGAUACAGUGACAACUUCACCGCAGCAGGAUACACCACCCCAGAGGCUGUGGUUCAUAUGACACAGGAGUGA
Coregonus sp. 'balchen' is the source of this 13842-nucleotide messenger RNA. Lineage: Eukaryota; Metazoa; Chordata; Actinopteri; Salmoniformes; Salmonidae. The record is from the annotation of a GenBank genome assembly.